Lactuca sativa (garden lettuce) is the source of this 312-nucleotide messenger RNA. RefSeq lists its product as uncharacterized. The record is from RefSeq and is a predicted model, not a curated record. NCBI's taxonomy places the organism in Eukaryota, Viridiplantae, Streptophyta, Magnoliopsida, Asterales, Asteraceae. Gene Ontology annotation, molecular function: nucleic acid binding.
AUGCCUAUUAUGUCCCUUCUGAGAUGGAAAGUCUCGGGGAUUGAAAGGCUAGGCAUGAGACAUGGGUUGCUACAACUACCUUCAAUGUCAAAAGCUGCAAGGGCUAUUGGUGUGCUAAACUUUACUCCAGUAAAUGGAAAGUCGAUUCGUAUCAUGUAUUCUUAUAGGGAUCCUAGCAUUCAGAAAAGUGGAACUGCAUUUAUCUUUCUCAAGACAAUUGACAACAAAGCCUUACAUGACACAGUUUCAACUUUUGGAAACAUUCUUUCCUGCAAGAUAGCUACAGACUCCAUAGGCCAUUGUGCAAUUUGA